AAGAUUCUAGGUUCGACUCCUGGCUGGCUCGUCCUUUUUUUUUCGCUUCUCCUUUUCUUCCUGCGUCUCUGGAAAUCAACAAAAACUAAUGAACAGGAAACAAACUAAAUACUCAGACAAACGGUGGACUCUGUAAAGCGGUGAUCACACCAAGAAAACCAUGAGGCUCCAUGCAAAGCAAACUUUCUGCUUUUUAAUUUCUGUUUUAUUUGUGGGAGUUGCGGCAGAACCGCAAGCACCUGAAGUCCACACAAAGCUCGGGAGCCUGAGAGGUGAGUAUGUGAGUAUAAAGGGCAAAGAGACCGGAGUCCACGCCUUCCUGGGUGUCCCAUUUGCCAAGCCACCCAUAGGUCCUUCCCUGAGACUGGCUCCACCUCAGCCUGUAGAGGGAUGGAAAGGAGUGAGAGACGCCACCAAGCUGCCACACAUGUGCAUUCAAUAUGGAACGAUUAGUCCGGAAAUGCUUGAGACCCUUGGUAUGAAACUUUCAGAAAUCACAGACAUUUCAGAAGACUGUCUUUACCUGAACAUCUACACUCCAGCAAACAGAGCGAAAGAUGCCAAGCUCCCAGUGAUGGUCUGGAUCCACGGUGGGGGCUUCAGUGCAGGUGGAGCUUCAAUCUAUGAUGGUUCUGCUCUGACUGCUUACCAGGAUGUGGUCGUGGUUGUAAUCCAGUAUCGUUUGGGACUUCUGGGCUUUCUCAGCACUGGAGAUGAACAUUUAUCAGGGAACUUUGGGAUGCUGGAUCAGGUAGAAGCUCUGAGGUGGGUCCAGCAGCACAUUCACGACUUUGGAGGAAACCCAGAUUUAGUGACCAUAUUUGGGGAGUCUGCUGGUGGAAUAAGUGUAUCUCUCCUGCUCCUCUCACCAUUGUCUGAUGGCCUGUUCCACCAUGCCAUUGCUGAGAGCGGCACAGCUGCAAUGGAUUAUCUUGUGUCAGAUAAUCCUCUGCCAAUGACGCAGAUGGUUGGAAAAACAUCUGGCUGUAGCAUCGAAAGCACCAAGAAGUUUGCGGAUUGCAUGAGAAACCUUGAUAUUGACACCAUUAAGGCUCUUGGGGAGAAUCAAACAUUUACAUUUCAUCCAAAUGUUGAUGGACGCUUCCUGACGAAACCUGUGGAUGAGCUGCUCCAUAAACAUGAACUCCUCACUGUACCAUUCAUGACUGGUGUUAAUGAUGAUGAAGGAGGAUGGAUGCUUGCUCAUUUCUUUGCUCCUCCAAACUGGACGGAAGGAAUGGAUCUGGAACAGGUCAUGAAUGUGAUAUCUACCUUCUACCCUGAUCCCAAAGAUGCAGUCAAGAGAGAUUUGAUGAUGGAUUAUUAUUUUAGAAGUGGUGAAGACCGUGUGAAGAACAGAGAUGGAAUGACUGAGAUGAUUGGAGAUUUUAUGUUUAACAUUCCACUUAUUGAAGUUGCUAAUGCUCACAGAGACGCAGGCGCCACUGUCUACCUGUAUGAGUACCAGCAUCCUCCUUCAUUCCUGAAGAAAAACAGGCCUAGCUUUGUUGGAACUGACCAUCUAGAUGAAAUGUUUAUAGUGUUCGGAUUGUGCUUCACAACUACCCAGUUCGAGUUAAUUGAUCCAUGCCCUGAAGAGGAGGAACGGUUUAGCAGAACCAUGAUGAGCUACUGGGGCAACUUUGCUCGCACGGGGUCUCCUAACGGGGAUGGCCUUGUCCAUUGGCCAAAGUAUGGAGCAACAGAGGAGUAUCUGGCAAUUGGUUUAAAGGAGCAGGUAGUUGGUCGAGCCCUGAACAAGGACCGGUUUGUGUUUAUGACUCAAACCCUACCAGAGAUGAUCCAACAUGAUGAAAAUGUGGAGCACAGCGAGCUAUAAAACAAUCCCAUCUCUUCACUCUAUACUUUUUUGAUCACUUGUGUAGAUAGAUAGAGGCGUUAUUGUCAUUGUGCAAAAUACCACAAAACUUGUCAGCAAUCAGCAGCAACCACAGUGAAGUCAGCCAAAACUGCCUCACACAUACUGUGUCCAACCUGUGAUUUUAACAAAUCGAAGAACUCACAUUUUUUAUUUUUUGUGGCUAAUGCAAACUAUGAUCCAUUGCAUAAAAUUCAGAUUUAAAAAAAAAAUAACAUAAUGAACUUAAAAAGGCGUCUGGUGGCAGUCAUGAGGAGCUACAACCUAGCGGGGGUACAUUUUUCUCCAGAAGACAUCAUUUGAAGGCAGAUAACUUAAGGGAGUAUUUACCCACCUACUGCUGUGUUAAUAUAAUUAGUAAAUGAUCUGGAUUCUAAUAUUAAAUGAAAAUUUCUGACUAAAAAAGUUCAUUUGUGUCAUACAAUAGCAGUGAAAAAUGUGGUCAUCCUUUAAGGUGAUAAUAACUGAAAACAGCUGUCCUGUAUGAAAAUGUGAUCGACAGGAAAAUACCUGGUGCAACAAUAAACAGAUGUAACAAAAA
This is a messenger RNA of Stegastes partitus (bicolor damselfish), 2420 nucleotides long. Its product is annotated as fatty acyl-CoA hydrolase precursor, medium chain-like. The transcript has 14 exons. The record is from RefSeq and is a predicted model, not a curated record. NCBI's taxonomy places the organism in Eukaryota, Metazoa, Chordata, Actinopteri, Pomacentridae. The coding region runs from base 161 to 1840 and encodes 559 amino acids.